Molecule: messenger RNA, 684 nt
Organism: Echinops telfairi (small Madagascar hedgehog)
Lineage: Eukaryota; Metazoa; Chordata; Mammalia; Afrosoricida; Tenrecidae
Product: ubiquitin-like protein 3
Exons: 1
Coding region: 75-428 (117 amino acids)
Molecular function (GO): protein binding
Source: RefSeq, a predicted model, not a curated record
UGGGGUUUUUUAAAUUUUUGUUGUUUUGUGGGUUUUUUUGGACAUGGACAUCGGAGUCUCCACCAAACGGCAAGAUGUCCAGCAGUGUCCCGGCGGAUAUGAUAAACCUGCGCCUGAUCUUGGUGAGUGGGAAGACGAAGGAGUUCCUCUUUUCUCCCAGUGACUCGGCCUCGGACAUCGAGAAGCACGUGUAUGACAACUGGCCGACGGACUGGGAAGAAGAGCAAGUCAGCAGCCCAAACAUCCUCCGGCUCAUUUACCAAGGCCGCUUUCUGCACGGGAACGUCACGCUAGGAGCCUUGAAACUUCCUUUUGGCAAAACAACCGUGAUGCAUCUGGUGGCCAGAGAGACUCUCUCCGAGCCAAACUCUCAAGGUCACAGGAACCGUGAAAAGACAGGCGAGAGUAACUGCUGUGUGAUCCUGUGAGCCCCGCGCACGGCCACGGCUGCGGAGUGCACGUGACGAGUCUGUCCGUCAGGCUGUGGGGCCCGGGGGCCACCGCCGCUCCAGACACCCCACCACAGCCGGCCCGCACACCCACCGGCCAUCUUGUCAUGGAACCAGACUAACCAGGAGCGUUUUAACGACGGUGGUUUUUUGUUUGUUUCCGGUCUUCCUUCCUCUCUAAGUGUUGGUGUCUUUGUUUUAUGGGGAGCAGUUUUCAAAUCCGCUGGGUUUGCCA